GCUUGUAACUUGUUCGCUGGCUGCAAAUAGAGCACAACGCACUUGGUGGACCUUGUGAUUCUCUUCAAGGAGCGGAUCAUGGCGGAGGAAAGCUCCCGCAGCAAGGACUUCCGCGAGCAGGGCUUCCUGCACCUCAAGGGCUUUGUGUCCAAACAAAUGUGUGAGAAGAUGAAGGCCAGAAUGAAGGAGCUGGUGGAUGUCUGGGAUCCUGUCGCUGAGAAGCCAGCACCUUUCACCACGGACAGCAAGACCCAGGUGGAGGCCCAGGGUAAAUCUGACUACUUCCUGGAUAGCGCUGACCGCAUUCACUUCUUCAUCGAGAAGGAAGCAGCUGAUGAGGACGGUAAGCUCAAGGAUAUGAAGAAGAAGUUCAGCGCCUUGAACAAGGUGGGCCAUGGGCUUCAUGUCAAGGAUCCCACAUUCAGGGAGUACAGCCACUCUGACAAGGUCUUAGAGCUGGUGCAUGAGCUGGGCUGGAAGGAUCCAGUCUUGCCCCAGUCCAUGUAUAUCUUCAAGCAGCCCGUCACCGGGGGCGAGGUCACCUCCCAUCAGGACUCCUCUUUCUUGUACACAACUCCGCGUCCUACCUGCCUUGGUUUGUGGCUCGCCCUUGACGCGGCGACCACGGAGAACGGCUGCCUUUGGGCCAGGCCUGGCUCCCACAGAGAGUCUGUGCGGCGGGUCUUUGUCCGAAAUCCUGAGCACUUUGAGACGGGCAAUAGUGAUGCCACGCAGCUAAUCUUCGAAACCCUUGCCGGCAAGGACCCAGCCUGGGAAUGGGAGGGCAAGAUGCCCGAGGGCUGCGAUGAGUUUGGCAAAGGCUUGAAGGACAAGGGCUUCAUCCCUGUGGAGUGCGAGGCAGGGGACCUUGUGGUGAUCCACGGACAGGUGGACCACCUUUCCUUGGCAAACACCAGCAACAAGCCACGAGAAACCUUUCAGCUCCACUUGGUAGAGGGGCCAAGCGAGGGCAUCACUUGGAGCCCUCGGAACUGGCUUCAGUAUCCUGCUGGCAAGCCAUUUCCAUCGCUGCUGCCCCGCGGCAAGCGAAAGGCGGAGGAAAUGGAAGCCAGCUUGCAGGAGGCAUGAGCGUUCAAUUAAAAUAUGAUAAGGCUAUACAUGUUAUAUGAUAUCUAUGUCUUUGAAUUGAUGCAUUGAAUUGCCUUGAGGAGCAA
Messenger RNA from Effrenium voratum, 1175 nucleotides. NCBI's taxonomy places the organism in Eukaryota, Dinophyceae, Suessiales, Symbiodiniaceae. The record is from the annotation of a GenBank genome assembly.